This is a messenger RNA of Anopheles funestus (African malaria mosquito), 2498 nucleotides long. RefSeq names its product THO complex subunit 4 (gene Ref1). Gene Ontology annotation, cellular component: nucleus. Gene Ontology annotation, biological process: mRNA export from nucleus. NCBI's taxonomy places the organism in Eukaryota, Metazoa, Arthropoda, Insecta, Diptera, Culicidae. The record is from RefSeq and is a predicted model, not a curated record. Gene Ontology annotation, molecular function: mRNA binding. The transcript is spliced from 4 exons. Bases 252 to 1073 code for a protein of 273 amino acids.
AUGCCCAUCACUAUCAUUCGUGAAGUCGGUGUGUGUGUUCUGGGCACGAAACAGAAGAGCUCCGUCUUACUACUGCUAUUUGUCUGAAUUUCACUCAUUUCGGUGUGAAAAAGUUAUUACAUAUCGAAUUAAAGCUAAACCGCGUUCUGUACCGCACGAGUGGUACGGGUAUCUUCACUGGAAAAGCGGAAUAAAUCAUACUUCUACAGCACCUACCUUUCGACGUCACGACGGCUCGCAUCAAGAACAAAAUGGUUGACAAAAUUGAAAUGAGUCUUGAUGAAAUCAUCAAGUCCCAGAAAUCCAGCCGCCCGCGUGGAGGUGGCCGUUCCGGUGGUGCUGGCCGUGUAAACCGUCGCCCAGGAGCAAGCAGUGGUGGAAAUUCGCGAAACGGCUUCCGAUCCGGUGGUCAACGCAAUGGUGGUGCUAGCGGUGGUGGCGGAGUCCUCAAGGGACGUAAUCGCGGUGGAAUCACCCGGGCACGCUAUGGGCGGGGCGACGUGAACAGCGCAUGGAAACAUGAUAUGUAUGAAGGACCGCGUAAGAACCGUCUGUUAACGACGGCCGGCAUCGGUAGCCUCGGCGGAGGCGGAGGACCCGGUGGUGCAUCGAAGCUGUUGGUUUCCAACCUGGACUUUGGCGUAUCGGAGACGGACAUCAACGAGCUGUUUGCGGAGUUUGGGCCGCUGCGAAGUGCCUCAGUACAUUACGAUCGUUCGGGAAGAUCGCUUGGAACGGCCGAUGUGGUGUUCGAAAGGCGUUCCGAUGCAAUAAAGGCAAUGAAACAGUAUAACGGAGUACCACUGGACGGGCGCCCGAUGAGCAUUCAGAUGGCAACGUCAGAAAUUCCCGCUCCACGCCUGCCCCGUCCAGCUGCACUUGCGGCAUCAACUGCCCGUUCCCCACGUAAACCGGCCGGUGGUCGAGGUGGAGGUGCAGGUAAAUCCCAGGGAGGUGGUCGUGGUGGUCGCGGCGGUGGCGGUAGCGGUGGUGGCAGACGUCAACCACGCGAAACGAAAACGGCCGAAGAGCUGGACGCCGAGCUGGAUGCCUACACCAAAGACAUGAAGUAAAAUGGUUCAUUCGUCCGGCUGCUGCUGCGAGAGAGGAAACGUUUUGGACGACGUAUUCCGUGUCGCAGCAGAAUCCCACGCGAUACCUUUACGGAAACGGUACCGUGUGCGCCGCCGGGGAUACGUUUAAUUUGACUUUAUUUUAACUUCAUUCUUAACGUCUAACAUGACUUGUACAUAGCACAUAGUAAACUUCUAACUACAUCGAUUAGUUUGAGCACCGAUCGGGGGCAAUUAAAGAAGACGGCAUCUUCCCACCCGCCCCCAAAAUGCAACUCAACUGCAUUAUAAAAACCGCCAGCAGCGUGCGCCUUCUCGCUGUCGAUCUCUGUCGAGCCCAAAUUAUACAAACAAAAGGAAGGCAUUCGGUGUUCAUGGAGUGGAUUUUGGGGUGGAAAAAUCAAGCCGCUAUCCCUCGCCCUAGAGAUUGAUUGGCAGCAACACACAGAGUUCAGUUAAAUCUGGUUCCGAUCUAUUACGACAAUACACACAAACGGCGUGUUUGUGUGGGUAGAAUGUCUUACACUUAGGGUUGCCAUUCGGAAGGGCAUGCAAUUAACCGUUUCAUGGCGCUGCAUGGAAAUGGAUUCAUAGUUACUAAUCGGAAAUAUGCUAGCUAAGACACGUACGUUUGUUCGUCGUUCACCUCACAUUUAAAACACGUUAGCGUCAGCAGAUAAUCUUUAGUUUUACUAAGAUAGUUAAAUUAAAGCACACCUCCCUAAAAAGAGAGAGAAAGAGAGAGGGAGCGUUGUGUGAGUUUAGAUGAGAGUGAAAAGGAGGUGAUACACUUAGAAAAGAUUAGUCACACAACACCAUUAUCAUCAUGGCAGGGAGCAGCACCACACACUGAUCUAGUACCGGAGAGAAAGCGAACGUCAGAUAUUAGUACAUCUGUAACAAUAUUCUUUUUCUAUCCUCUUUUUUUGUCACAUCAUUAACGAUAGUUUGUUAUUUCUUCAAUUAAAUUCAGAAGAGGAACAACAACUUUCCAAAGAGAAAGGUGCUUUACGUUGCGAAUGAGUUAGGCAUGGCAAUAAGGAAGGCUGUAAUAUCCUUCUAUUUGCUUCCGUUUUUUUUAAAGGACUACCAAAUUCUUUUCUCAUUUCAUUGCGUGCUUUAACGUUUGCUAAUGAGUUUGGUCAUAGGUUUUGUCCUUUUCAAAAUUCUUAUUACGUUUCCUGUCUUCACUAUUUCGCUUUUUAUGGAAAGGGCGUAAUGAACACCAGCUAAAUAGAAAAGAAGGAAUCUUGCAUUCGCCCUCAACUCUUUCGGGUGUUUCAGUUUUAGUAAGGACGAAUUAUUAUUAAUUAUAGGCGCUGUGUGGGUACUCAUGAAAUACAAACUCAACCAGCGAAUGGUUGCGAAAGAACAAAAAACGUGUAAUAAAACAUUUGAAAAAAGGAUGAAAAAUGAAAUUAUAAA